GCCCACCCCCCUGCCCGUCCCGAGUGGUGCGGCCCCGCGCCGGCGGAGCCAACCACAGCUGAGCGGGGGGGAGCGCGGCCGGCGGAGCUACAGGAAUGUGCACAGAUUGAUUGGUUUCCACCAUGUUCUCAAAGUGCUCACGGGAACUGUUAAAGGUUGCAAAUCUUCAUCUCCAGAGUCUGAAUUUGAAUCCGCUUUUAAGAAAUCACAGGAGAGCUUUCAGCAAGUCACUGCCCGCGUGUCGAAGGAAAGUAGUUGUUACGGGUAUUGGCUUGGUGUCUCCUCUGGGUGUGGGGACCCAGCUUGUGUGGAAGCGCCUUCUCCAAGGAGACAGUGGGAUUGCAUCACUAGAUGGGGAAGAAUAUGCGGGCGUUCCAUGCAGAGUGGCUGCCUGUGUGCCACGGGGAGAUGAGGAGGGCCAUUUCAAAGAAGAGAGCUUUGUUUCAAAGUCAGAGAUCAAGUCCAUGAGUUCUGCUACUGUCAUGGCCAUCGGUGCAGCAGAGCUGGCAAUGAAGGACUCUGGCUGGUCUCCACAGUCUGAAGAGGAUCGUUUAAGAGCUGGUGUGGCAAUUGGAAUGGGAAUGGUUCCACUGGAAGAGAUUUCUGAUACAGCUGCUUUAUUUAAAACAAAGGGUUAUAACAAGGUCAGCCCAUUCUUUGUCCCAAAGAUUUUAGUCAAUAUGGCAGCAGGUCAGAUCAGCAUUAAAUACCAACUGAAGGGGCCAAAUCACGCCGUGUCAACUGCUUGUACCACUGGCGCGCAUGCUAUCGGAGACUCCUUUCGAUUCAUUGCCUUGGGUGAUGCUGAUGUCAUGUUGGCUGGAGGGACUGAGGCUUGCAUUAGUCCUUUGUCCUUGGCUGGAUUUGCAAGAGCUCGAGCCCUAAGCACUGGUUUUAAUGCAAGCCCUAAAAUGGCAUGUCGGCCAUUUGAUUCACAGAGAGAAGGGUUUGUAAUGGGAGAGGGUGCUGCAGUGCUGGUCUUGGAAGAGUACGGACAUGCUGUGCAGAGAGGUGCUAGGAUCUAUGCAGAAGUUUUAGGUUAUGGACUGUCAGGCGAUGCUUGCCACAUAACAGCACCUAAUCCGGAGGGAGAUGGUGCAUUCAGAUGCAUGUCUGCAGCAAUAAGAGAUUCUGGAAUCAAGCCUGAAGAUGUAACAUAUGUCAAUGCACAUGCAACUUCUACUCCUUUAGGAGAUGCUGCUGAGAAUCAAGCAAUCAAGAAACUUUUUAAAAAUCACUCACGUAAUCUUGCAGUCUCCUCGACAAAAGGAGCAACAGGACAUCUUUUGGGAGCUGCAGGAGCUAUUGAAGCAGCUUUUACUGCGCUGUCCUGUUACCAUGCAAUUUUACCACCUACUUUAAACUUAGAAAAAACAGAGCCGGAGUUUGAUCUCAAUUAUGUUCCAUUAACAGCUCAGGAAUGGAGAACUGGAAAGCGACGUAUUGCACUUACAAAUUCAUUUGGCUUUGGUGGUACUAAUGCAACUUUGUGCUUUGCAAGUGUUUGACUUGUGCUGUGCAUGUUGUGAAAAGUGGCACUCAAUGAUUUUCUGUACUGCCAUCUUUGUUGUAUACUAUAAUCUUUUCUCAGCAUUGAGAUUUGAUACAUAACUUUAUUUACUCCAACAUUUAUAUCAGUAAUUCUUUUAAAAAGAGAGAAUUUCUUUUUCUCGUUUUAAUAAAAAAAUAAAGACCUACUCUUCAUGUGGUAAAUAAGUUUCUAUUUUUGCUCAAAAAGGAGACUUGUAGCAAGUAAUCUGAGUAGCAUUGUUUUGUGAGAAGAGGAUAAAAAUGAUAAAUUCUGUAUUUCAGUGUAAUGAUACAUUUAUGAUCACUGUGUCUUCAUUGGUCUCCAUCAUUUUUGAGGCCAAAUGAUUAUCCUCUUGUGAACUCUGACUUGCUUAUUGACUGAAAGACAGUUUUUUUCUUCAUGUUUUCUCCUUCUGUUUAAUCUAAAUUUGUUUCCUAUGAUGUUCUUUCCAGUAUUCAGGAUGGAAUGCCAUCUGGCUGUGCAUAUGGACAUUAGUUCUAUGUAGUGAAAGGAAAAAAAUGGACAUUCAUGCUUUUGCUAGGUUCUUAUAUCUUGUCUUGUCUUAGCUUGUCCAAUGUGAGCAUAAAUUAUAAAUUGAUAUAAUGGAUUAGGUAGUGCUCUUUUUUGCCAUUGUGUCUAUAACGCUGCUCGCUGUGCACUGGAACACUGUGUUAGGCACUGGAGUGGAAGAUACUGCCUCUCAAGAACAUGGAUUUCUGCUAAUCAGCAGCAUUCUGCUUUUAGUUUUGGCACGAGUUCUGAUGUUGGUAUGAUCUCCAAAUGCCUUCCAGGCAAAAGAUAAUCUGAGUAUUGGUGUAGGUUGAUGGGAUUUUCGUCUGUUUUGGCUGACAAAAAGCCUUACCCAGCACCCACUGCAUUUCCACUAUAAUUCAACUCUAGUAUGCCAGCAUCUCAUCUAAAGCCUAAGAGCUUAAUUCUUGUCUUCUAACUUUAUUUUAAUUUUCUGUUGCAAUUCCAAGUGGGCUUUUUUUUUAUUAAUCUGAUUGUUUGAUUUUGAAUAAAUUAAUUGUGAAUGCAGAAGUGCAGUCAUGCCAGUUGUCCUUGAAGAUGAGAUGUUUCAGUCUUCCAGCUUCCUACUUAGUUUCCCAGUGGCUGAGAAUAU
Messenger RNA from Phasianus colchicus (ring-necked pheasant), 2654 nucleotides. RefSeq names its product 3-oxoacyl-ACP synthase, mitochondrial (gene OXSM). Lineage: Eukaryota; Metazoa; Chordata; Aves; Galliformes; Phasianidae. Gene Ontology annotation, cellular component: mitochondrion. The record is from RefSeq and is a predicted model, not a curated record. Gene Ontology annotation, molecular function: 3-oxoacyl-[acyl-carrier-protein] synthase activity. Gene Ontology annotation, biological process: fatty acid biosynthetic process.